GCGGAGACUGAAAACGUGUCGUUAAAACAACUGUUUUCAUGGAUUACAAUGUGGGUGUUGCAGAAAAUAAAUAUGCUCCAUUAACUAGUGGAAUAUGGGUAUCUUUCAACAAGAUGAUGCUGAGGUAUAGUUAAGUCAUUAGGGAAAGAACUUGACAAAACCAGUUCCUGUAUCAUUUCCUGGCUUAUGAUGAAGUUGCACGAGCUGCACAGAGAGUACGUUUGGCUGCAAGUGGUGCCAUGUUGCGGGGACUUCGUGUCAGUGAUGCAGCACCAGCCUGCCCGGAUCAGACUACAGCUGCAGUUCAAUCCCCUGUCAAGUGUCCACAAUUGGAGACUACCUCCUUUGACACUGACGUGGUUGUACAUUCCGGCCAGAAUAAGAGCAUCAGUGUACGUGUGGCGGACAUUCAGCCAGACCAGAUGGACAAUGUCCUCUGCCUGUUCACGUACAGCUGGGAAGUGAAGUACUCCACAUGGAAAAUCACGUCCUCCAACCUCGAGUGUGAGGCUCUCCAGUUUGAGUUCUCUGACGUCACGUUGCCCAUAGUAACCGCUCAGUUCACCGUGACGAGUGGGAAGAACAGCGUCCCAUUGGAUAAUCCACAAAAUAUCACAGUCCGCAUCUACAAGUGUGGUACCAUGGUAACCAACUGCGGUCAGUGCCUUAGUAUGGACCCGGAAUACGAGUGUGGCUGGUGUGUGGGUGCAAGCCCCACAUGCUCCUUGCAGACUCUCUGCCCUGCAUCUGACUGGCUCGACCGCUCAGCUGUCUGUCCCAACCCUCAGAUACUCGGGGUACGUGUGGCCAUAAUGCAGGAGAUGAUGCCAAUGAUUCACCAUUAGAAGGCAUGAUGGUAACGGUGGCCCAGAACUCUGCUCAACUAGAGUUCUAGCAACAUUCUGACAUGCUCACAAACAACAAAACAUACUACCGGGUUCCAACAAAAAGAUUACGAAAGUUUGAUGAUGAAGACUGAAAGGAACAAAGUGCAAGCAGUCAAACAGAUGAAAGAGUCAGCUAGAGUAAAGAGGAAUGCUGAAGAGCAACAAAUAGAAACCGAUGACUUUGUAGAAGAUUCAUAUGAUUAUGAUAAUGAUGCCGAUUACAUCUCAUCAGAGGAAAGUGACAGUGAUUGUAAAGGCACAGUAUAUCCAGAACGAGACACAGUGAACAUAUACGUUGAGGAAAGUUUAAAUGUCAUACAAGGAGAUGGAGACAAAGAACAGGUUGAAAUAGGAAAAUCCAGUAUCAAACUAGUGAAUGUACAGAAAGAAACCAUACACAUAGCUACCUCAAAGAAUACUAAUGUGUGUAAUUUUAAUUAAUGCUUUUGCAAUGCUUUGCAAUACCUAAAUAUGUAUAAAGCCAAAAUGAAAACCUCAAGGUGCUUUAAAAAAAAAAGAAAAUUAACAUUGUUGAUAAAAAGCUGCCAGCUUUAAUCUCCUGUU
Molecule: messenger RNA, 1451 nt
Organism: Dreissena polymorpha
Lineage: Eukaryota; Metazoa; Mollusca; Bivalvia; Myida; Dreissenidae
Product: plexin-A2-like
Exons: 9
Coding region: 240-845 (201 amino acids)
Biological process (GO): regulation of cell migration; regulation of GTPase activity; positive regulation of axonogenesis
Cellular component (GO): semaphorin receptor complex
Molecular function (GO): semaphorin receptor activity
Source: RefSeq, a predicted model, not a curated record